Anoplopoma fimbria (sablefish) is the source of this 3534-nucleotide messenger RNA. It is a transcript of the gene tmx2a, whose product is annotated as thioredoxin-related transmembrane protein 2a. Gene Ontology annotation, molecular function: disulfide oxidoreductase activity. The transcript is spliced from 8 exons. Bases 106 to 1041 code for a protein of 311 amino acids. Gene Ontology annotation, biological process: brain development. Lineage: Eukaryota; Metazoa; Chordata; Actinopteri; Perciformes; Anoplopomatidae. Gene Ontology annotation, cellular component: membrane-bounded organelle. The record is from RefSeq and is a predicted model, not a curated record.
UUUGCACAUGCGCAGUUCGAGCUUGUCGCCAGGUCAAGUCAGUCAGCUCCUUCCAGCUGUCAUUCCUCCUCAAGCCCCUUGAGGUUGACAGUCGUCUCUGCUAGCAUGGUUCUAAUCACAGGAAUCUGUACUUUUUUGUACCACUUACCUCAGAUUUACAAAUGGCUGCUGAAACCCUAUUAUAUCUGCUCUGUGUUCAUGACCGUCGCCUUCAUGCUGGUCCGAAAGGCUCCCGGUCUGUGCGAGCACCUGGCGACCCAGAGAGAGGACGGCAACUCCUGCGACUUUGACUGGAGAGAGCUGGAGAUUCUAAUGUUUCUUAGUGCAAUAGUUAUGAUGAAGAACAGGAGAGCAAUCACUCUGGAGCAGCACAUGGGCAACUUGUUCCUGUUCAGUAAAGUGGCCAACGUCAUCCUCUUCUUCAGGCUGGACAUUCGGCUCGGCAUCCUUUACCUGGCAUUGUGUGUCGCAUUCGUCAUGACCUGUAAGCCGCCUCUCUACAUGGGCCCCGAGUACAUCAAGUACUUCAGUGACAAGACCAUAGAUGAGGAGCUGCAGAGAGACAGUCGCGUAACCUGGAUCGUUGAAUUCUACGCCAACUGGUCUUCUGACUGCCAGUCUUUCGCUCCCGUCUUUGCCGACCUUUCAAUCAAGUACAACUGUGCUGGACUCAGGUUUGGGAAAGUGGACAUCGGACGAUAUGGAGAGGUUUCAGAGAAGUACAGGGUUAGUACUUCUCCACUGGCCAAGCAGCUGCCCUCACUGGUGCUUUUCCAAGGAGGGCGGGAACUGAUGAGACGUCCAAUGGUGGACAAUAAAGCCAGAGCUGUGUCUUGGACCUUCAGUGAGGAGAACAUUAUCCGAGAGUUUAAUCUCAACGAACUCUUCCAAAAAUCCAAGAAGCUGAACAAAAGCCGUGGUUUGAAAGAAUUGGAGCAGAACGACGUUCAGCCAGACGAGGUCAGCGAUGAGCUCAACGACGAGCUCGAUCCUGAAACCAACAACCUCGAGCAGCCAACAGAGAGCAAGAAAGACCAGUGAAGAGGAGGAUUCAGAGAGGGACUGCAUGAAGUCUUUCCUUUCCCUCCCACAUUGCCAAAGUCCAUAAUAUGAUGGGACGGAGAGAGGGAUAUGCUUCCAACCACUGCUAAACGUCAUGGCAACACUCUACUAGUCUUCACUGUGGCAAAUAAAUACCCAAAAUCCUGGAACAUGGUUCCUUGGUCUGACUGGGUAUGAUGCACUGUGGUUUGAAUGCAGCUAUGCAGAAGAUGCGCAAUCAUUUUGGUACAUUUUAUUAAGUUAUUUGAGAACAAAUGCCUUUUUUUGUAAUGCUUGUAUUUUGGCUACUUUCAGCAACAUCUCAUCACUGUGUGUAAACUUUUGCUGCCUGUAUUUUACAACUCGCGUGUUUACUGAUUGCCUCAUGUUUCUAAACCAAAGUAAAGGGUGAGAGGUGAAGCUGAAAUAAAGAAGAUGGCACAAUUGACGCACUCAGUUAAUCAGUUUGACCUUUUUAUUCUGAGAAGACAUCUUUUUAAAAAUUCUUUAUAAGGCCAUUUUGGAAGUGUCUUUAAUGUACUCGUUACAGAUAUUUGUGAAACUCGUUCCAUUCAUCACAGCCCACAAUAGCAAUAUCUUAUCUCACAUAGAAGUAUACUCAUAUAGUUUCAAAUUGUUCAGUGGCCACCAUUGUUGGAGAGAGCAGGAAGAAAAGUAUCGCAGGUUCUCUUUAUCUCUGUACGAUGGCUGCCUGGACCAUUAAUGAUGUUUCUUUUCUUAUUACCACCCACACAUCACCCAGGUGGGACAAUAUUCUCAAAUUCGCACGCCAGUGAAGCAUUUAGCACGACAAACAAAAACCACAUGCACACCGAAGACGUAACCUGGGAGGGAUGACAACUAGGAACACGGCCAUUUGUGUUGAACGAUACCUGUGCUUCAAGUGAAAACUUUCCCCCAAAAGACGAGCUACAUUCAGCCAGCUUUGACAUUCUAAUGCUAACACCGCUUUAGGCCAUAAUAGAAAAAAUUAAAUAAAUAAAACCUUAACUGUAAUGCCCAAUCCUGCCCAAUCUGUAACCCCCCUUUCCUCUACGUAUUCCUUUCUUAACCUGGCUGUGGGUAAAAACAAAAUAGCUGUACCUUUACAGAAGUUUUAAAAGCCAAUCAAAAAAUCUAAUCUGCCUUACAUUGUUUCCUCACAAAAGGUGUAAAAAAAAUACAAACCAAUAGAAAAAAUAAAAAUGUGCAUGCUUCACUAUGAAUGGUUUCAAGGCAGAAAAACACACACAAAAAAAAAAAAAAAACAGUCCAAAUGCAAACCAGUCCCUCCUUGAAAUUCUAUUCAGUGGCAUAGCGCAUUUACAAUUUCAUUUAAAAAGUCUUUGUCAUAAAAAAUAUUCACUUCUUUUCUCAAAAUAAGGACAAACUGGUAGAGACUGGUUUGAAAUUGUGCCCAAAACUACAAGGUUGUCUGGUAAAAUAAAUAAGCCCUUCCCUCGCUGCCCCUAUUUGGCUGGCCACCUGUUAAAGGUUUCAGGUUCUACUAGCAUCUUGAUUGACAAAAUGUUACAGAAAAAGAAGAAAAAAAAAAGACAAAAAGACAUACAAUGAUCUUAAAGCUACUAACAAAUUUUGCAUAAUGUCUCUAGCAUAAACAUUACAAGCAUACAUUCCACAAAGAUACUUGUGCUGCAAUCGUGAUUCUGAAUUUCUUUGUGGCUUUUAGAAAAAUCAAACUCUAUUAUUUGCCACCUCGGCUGUCCACCAAACGAUCAUCAUUCUCUUUGGACGAUGGAAAUUCCAGCAAGAGCUCAUGAGUGGCUGAUGCAGCCAUUAACGUAAAAACCGGCAACUGAUUUGAGAUCGCUUUCAUGAAUAAUUACACACAGUACAUCUGUCCAUGGUCAUCUUCAAUACAUGACAAGUUGACCCAAUAAUAAUCUGUAAGAUUUCAUACAUUUAUAUAAAACAAUAUUUAAAAAAAAAAAAAGAUUUUAGAAAACUAAAAUGAUACUGUGUUUAUAGAUUGGACUCUUGUCGAUAAAGCGGUUGUGUGGUCCGUUCAGACAUUGGAGGAGACGUUUCUAUUGGUCAACAGUCCUAAAUCCUCCAACACAGAAUUCUACAUCCACUGGAUAAAGGCCAUUCUUUUCUUUAAGUGUCGGACACGGUGGUCAAUACUCUGUGUGCUAAUGUACCAAAUAAAACAGCAACUCAUUGAUUAGCUAUGGGUGUUCUAUAGACAUAUCUGUACCCAGCCAUGAUGACACAGUCUCAACCGUCUAUGGCUCACAAAGUGGCUUAAUGGAGACGACUUGAUCCGUUGAAAAUUUAAGAGUCCCCUUUCACUGUUUGUUCAAAUCUGCCAGUGGCGUUACAAAUAGAACAGAGUGAGUACCAGACCGGCUGCUCCUUUAGUCCUUUGCAGCAGGAAACAGUCAUUUUUCAGGAGCCUACAGUCAUGAAUAAUGUCCAACUCAGGUAAGAGAUAAGUGGAAGCAGUCCUGUGGCUUUUACUCCCCUUCUUUG